This is a messenger RNA of Phragmites australis (common reed), 1953 nucleotides long. RefSeq lists its product as uncharacterized. Gene Ontology annotation, molecular function: beta-1,4-mannosylglycoprotein 4-beta-N-acetylglucosaminyltransferase activity. The coding region runs from base 380 to 1546 and encodes 388 amino acids. The record is from RefSeq and is a predicted model, not a curated record. The transcript is spliced from 2 exons. Lineage: Eukaryota; Viridiplantae; Streptophyta; Magnoliopsida; Poales; Poaceae. Gene Ontology annotation, biological process: N-acetylglucosamine metabolic process; protein N-linked glycosylation. Gene Ontology annotation, cellular component: membrane.
AGGCCACCCAAACGGCUAUAAUUAGGCGGUUGCAAAAGAAACGCCCCCUCGCUUUUGCGCCGGGCCGCCGGCGACCCCGCGGAUCCCCGCUAAUCACCGCCCCGAGCCACCCCCUGCAACGGGCAAGCGGAAAAAACCUACGACCCCGAGGGCGAGAACCGGAAAAGCGCCAACCGCCGGAGCACCCCCGCCCCCGGCGAUCGCCAGGGACAUCCCGGCCACGCGGCCGCCACCUGGCGCCUAGUCCGAUCGGCGCGCCAUUGCAGCUGCUACCGCGUGGCUUGUUCUUGUGGGGGAUUUUCUUGUCCCCCCCCCCCCCCCCCGUUCCGGCUUCUUGGAUUUGUUCGCUCCGGCGGGGUUUCCUGGCCCGGGCGCUGCGAUGCCAGAGGCCGGCCACUACGGCUACAAGAAGACCGACGGCAUCUGCGACGGCGUGUGCGGCGAGCCUGCAUCAAAGGCAGUUCUGACCAUGUCAAGGCUAAAGUGUGCGCUUCGGGGAUUUGAUUUCAGGGCACUUUUGGUCCUCUUGAUUGGUGUGCCAAUUAUAAUCUUAAUGAUAUAUGCACAUGGUCAGAAGGUCACAUACUUCCUCCGGCCAAUCUGGGAAUCACCUCCCAAGCCCUUUAAGACUAUCCCUCACUACUACCACGAGAAUGUCACCAUGGAUAACCUCUGCAAGUUACAUGGGUGGAAAGUCCGGGAUACCCCACGCCGUGUCUUUGAUGCUGUACUCUUCAGCAACGAACUUGAUAUCCUUGAGAUCCGUUGGAAUGAACUUAGUCCCUACGUGUCUGAGUUUGUGCUGCUUGAAUCCAAUUCAACCUUCACUGGGUUGAAAAAGCCUCUCCACUUCAAGGAAAAUCGCCAUCGAUUUGGGUUUGCUGAAUCGAGGCUGACAUAUGGUAUGAUUGGUGGAAGGUUCGUGAAGGGAGAAAACCCAUUUGUUGAGGAGUCAUAUCAGAGGGUUGCCCUGGACCAGCUCAUUAAGAUAGCAAAAAUAGAAGACGAUGACCUGCUGAUUAUGUCCGAUGUUGAUGAAAUCCCAAGCGGUCACACAAUUGAUCUGUUGAGAUGGUGUGAUGAUAUUCCAGAGAUACUUCAUCUUCAGCUCAGGAAUUAUCUUUACUCAUUUGAAUUUUUCCUGGAUGACAAGAGUUGGAGGGCAUCAAUGCACAGAUACCGAGGUGGGAAGACAAGGUAUGCACACUUCAGGCAGACAGAUGAGCUUCUUGCUGAUUCGGGGUGGCAUUGCAGCUUUUGUUUCCGCUACAUAAGUGAUUUUGCCUUCAAAAUGCAAGCUUAUAGCCAUGUUGACCGGAUCAGAUUCAAGUACUUCCUAAACCCUGAAAGGAUUCAAGAUGUCAUCUGCAGAGGGUCGGAUCUUUUUGAUAUGCUUCCAGAAGAGUACACAUUCCAAGAAAUCAUUGCUAAGUUGGGGAAUAUCCCAAGUACAUAUUCUGCUGUUCAUCUUCCUAGUUAUCUGCUAAAGAAUGUUGACCGGUUUAGAUAUCUUCUACCGGGCAACUGCAGGAGAGAAAGUGGCUAGACUUUAUGGUUUACCCUGUAGUCUGCUGUGCAUGGGUGCCACUGCAAAGUUGUCCCCACCGAGAUCACCUGGCUGUGGCAAUUGCAUCAGAUAUGAUUGGCUAACUUAGUUGGACAAUUACUUGGGAAGUGGUUCAUGGAUGAGUUGAUGAUUUUGUGCUGUGUAAUGGAACAUGGGAGGAGGAUCUAACAGCAUAGCGCAUGCUUGGUCCUGGCCGGCGUACCUUCCAGAUGAGUGGAACAGCGUGUGCUUACAACCGGAUGUCAUUGUCAUUCAUUACUUCCCUGAUUGAUAUAUAAACUUAAAGCUGUUGUAGAUUGCAAAAUCAAGUGAGAUUACAUAUUUACAUGUUGUAGAACCGGCCUUACUCUGCAGAUAAUUUACAUGUGCUUUCCUUCCUAUUUUCA